Messenger RNA from Camellia sinensis, 1415 nucleotides. The record is from RefSeq and is a predicted model, not a curated record. Lineage: Eukaryota; Viridiplantae; Streptophyta; Magnoliopsida; Ericales; Theaceae.
UAAUACAUAAAUUCUUACAUGGUAUCAGAGCACGAGUUAAGAAACUAGUAAUUCUGCUUCACCGGCGGGCGGCAGCCUCGCCUUGGCCGCCCGCUGGACCUCUACACAUACCUCCCAUCCGCUGCCACAAAUUCCAUAACUGAACUCUUGUCUCUCUCUUCCAUUCUUGCACCAAUUCUUCACACCAUUCACACAACAUACAAGCAACACUGCACAUCGCACAUUCAGCCAUCAGUUUUUCAUCCUAUUAACAUUAAUAGCAGAGAGAGAGAGAGAGAGGUACAUCACCAAUUCCAGAGGAAUGAAGCUGUUCACACAGUCGUGGACCCCACUCCAUCAUCCACCAGAAUGGAGUUUGCCACAAAUGAAUUUUGUUCUUAGUCCGAUGGGUCUUUCCUUACGUCCGGGUGCCCAGCUUUGCACACACUAUGCUCAAAAUGGAGUUUGCAAAUUUGGGUCCUCAUGCAAAUUUGAUCAUCCCUUGGGAACACUGAGUUACAGUUCAUCUGCAUCUUCUCUUGCUGAUAUGCCAGUUGCUCCUUACCCUGUUGGAUCUUCCAUGGGUACUCUGGCUCCAUCAUCCUCUUCAGAGUUGAGGCAUGAACUUAUUUUGGGGUCCAACAAGGAUGCCAUUUCAACCAGGAUGUCUUCUUCGACAAGCACAUCUAGUGGUUCGGUUGGUUUGAUUUUAUCGAAGAGUGGGCCCGCUUCUCAUCCUAGUGUUCAGCAAUCUGAUCAGGCUUCUGCUUCUUCAAUCACCAGCAGUAGUGUGAGUCAGGGAGGUGAGGUUCACACAUCAAACUAACCCUUCCGGCGCCAUUGACAGAUCCCACCAAGGUGGACGACGGAGUGGAGCGGAUGGCAAUGAAAUCUCAAGGCAUAUACUCUUCUUGACCGCUGUCUUCCUCCGACUCCACCACCGCGAACCACCACCUCUCGCCGCCGCUCUUCAACCAAGCGCCUCUCCAGCAACUCCUUCAAGCCCUCAUCAAGGGUGCUCGAGAAAGCUGGACAUACGCCAUCUUCUGGCAAUCCUCCUCCGGCGACUACUCCGGCGGAUCUUUGCUGGGUUGGGGCGACGGAUACUACAAAGGAGAGGAAACCAAAGCCACGCGCACGGCGGUAUCAUUUUAGGUCAUUGUGAACUUGGAACCCGUUUGGAUCGCAGGAACGUGGGUUUGCUUGAGUGGUGUCUGGUCUUGAAGUAUGGUUUCAAGCUGGCAUCUUUUGUUGUUUGGGACGAGAGACAAAUGGUUCAGGGAGAGACAUAUAUUUUUCUAUUCUAUUCUAACAUAUUCUCCACCCACCAUCAAUAUGCGCAUCUCUUUCUUUGCAAACAGCCGACUGAAAAGCUUGGCCUUCACAUGGGCACACACUCCACACACUGCCCCAUACACACACAUACGGGACAUCCC